Messenger RNA from Papaver somniferum (opium poppy), 1704 nucleotides. RefSeq names its product tryptamine hydroxycinnamoyltransferase 1-like. The record is from RefSeq and is a predicted model, not a curated record. Bases 135 to 1463 code for a protein of 442 amino acids. NCBI's taxonomy places the organism in Eukaryota, Viridiplantae, Streptophyta, Magnoliopsida, Ranunculales, Papaveraceae. Gene Ontology annotation, molecular function: acyltransferase activity, transferring groups other than amino-acyl groups. The transcript has a single exon.
UUUUUCAUUCUUCUGAACCUUCAAUCUUUAUCCAUACUGAUUCCAAGUUUCAAAAAAUUCAGUCAUAUCAACUGCAAGUACUUCACAAGAAAGUUGAUACCAGUUCUUUCAGUUAAAACAAAUCUUUGUUAGAAAUGGCAAUUGGUUUAAUCAACAAUACCAUCUUGAAAGCCCAUUCGUCUUUUGCAUCAUCUCUUCAUAUUCCUGCUGAAGAUGUUAUAAUUCCUCUUACAAUAUUCGAUAAAGCUGCUUUCGAUCUUCACGUAGCUGUUUUAUAUGCAUUCAAACCACCCAUGCCAUCAAAUGAAGUCUUGAAAGAUGCACUCUCCAAGGUUCUUGUUUACUACCCACACUUAGCAGGAAGGUUCAUAACAGAUGAUCUUGGUCGAACAUGCAUCAUUCUAAAUAAUGCUGGUGUUCGCAUAACAGAAACCUACAUUGCUACAACCCUAACUGAACAACUCCCGUUCAAUCCAUCCAAAGAUGUUAGCCAUCUUCUUCCACCUGUUGAAGGAGUUGAAGAGUUGUUCCAAAUUCAACUCAACCGAUAUGCAUGUGGUGGUCUAGUUAUAGGUGAAACAUCUCAUCACCGUGUGGCUGAUGGUCAAUCCAUGAGUUCCUUCUUUGUAGCAUGGGCUAGAAUGGUCCGAGGUCUCGACUUAGAAUCACUUCCUUAUCAUGAUCGGUUCGCUGUUUCUCAACCAAGAAACCCACCUACCGUCGAAUUCGACCAUCCAUCUAUCGAGUUCAAAAAGACAACAGUUAAUCCAGACACUACUCCCAUCUUUUCUUCCAUUGAGACUUUAAUAAUCAACUACUCUACUGAAUUCAUUAACAAGCUCAAAGCUAAGGUUCUUGGAGAAAAUUGUAACCCGCAUCAAAGAUAUAGUACUUUUGAAUGCUUGCUUUCUCAUACAUGGAAGAAAGUGACUCAAGCUAGAGGACUUGAUCUAGAAGAGUCAACCCAAGUAAGGGUUGCAGUGAAUGGAAGGGCAAGAAUUAAACCAGCUGUGCCCAUGGAGUAUUUUGGCAACUUAGUACUAUGGGCUUAUCCAACUUUGAAAGUUAAGGAGUUGUUGCAGGAGAGUCAUGCUUAUGUCUCCAAAGCUAUCCAUGAUGAGGUUAUUCGUGUCGAUAGUAGGUAUUUCAAAUCAUUUAUCGAUUUCGGAGCAGCAAAAGAAAAUGUAGAUAACGAAGGGGAUGACCUCGAAUCGACAGCACCAGAAUUUGGAAACACACUGUGUCCAAAUUUGGAAGUAGAUAGCUGGUUAAGAUUUCAGUUUCAUGAUCUUGAUUUCGGUGGUGGAAGUCCUUGUGCAUUUUUUCCACCCAACAUUCCGGUUGAAGGUUUAAUAAUCUUCUUGCCUACAUGCAGUGAAGAUGGUGGGGUGGAUGUGGUGAUUUCACUCUUGCCUGAACAUGUUCCUCUUUUUAAACAAAUCUCUCACUCGAUGGAUUACUAGCUAAAUUAGUACACUAAUAUUAGUAGUUCAUAAAAAAAAAUUACUUAAUUCAUUUGUUAAGCAAUAAUUUUUAAUACUGUAAUACAUUUUUGAAUUCUUUGCAUAACUUAAGUUGGAAAGAUACGUGUUAAACAACACAUAAUUACUAUCCUUAUACCUUGAGUUGUGUAUACUAAAUUAGAAAAUCAAAUACAUGUGUCUUUUGAUGUCUCAAUGAAAUGAAAUAUAUUUACUUUAAGAA